UGUAAUUUCCCGUUGCUUUCAUUUUACACCAUUCCUCGUUGCCAAAGUCUAAAGAGAAGUAGACGGUUACUUUGGGGUGCUCCAACUUUAUUAUUAGCCCCAUGCCUCGUUUCAUCCACCUCAAAAAGAAGCAAGGUCCAACUUUUUUUCCCUUUUUACGCUUCUACCCCCCAACCACUACUCUCACUUAUCCAUCACGCAAAAUUACGCUUCUACUCCUAUCAAUCUGCGCACUGUGGGUACACAGUGGUCAUUUCGUUUCGUUGCAAACCAUUUUUGAAACGGACGAAAGGGCAUUUUGGUGAUUUCGGUGUUAUAAAGAGAGAGAGAACUAGAGAGAGAGAGAGAGAUUUUAGACAGAGAGGAAGAAGAAGAGAGAAGGUGUAGCCGUUUUUUCUGUUGGUAUAUGAAGGUGGUGAAGAAGCAACAACAAUGGUGUCGGACCAGGAUAUAGCCAAAGGGGUGGAGUCUCUGCUGCGCCACUCAGACCCAAACUCCAUAACAACGGUAAACGGUGUCGUUCAGCAGCUCGAGGCCAAACUAGGGUUAGACCUCUCUCACAAGGCUUCUUUCAUCAGAGACCAGAUCGACCUUCUUCUCCGCUCACAGCAACAGCCAUUUGUUCCUCACCCACCACUCCACAAAGACCAUUUUGCCCUUCACCCCCAACCACACUUCCCAACCACCCACUUUCCUCCCCAUUUUGCCCUUCAUGACGAGAUAAACUUCCAGCAACCACACCCUCCUCCGCCGAGUAAAGCUCACACCUUUACUCAAAAUGCCGACACUGUUACCCCUCUUCAGGUGCCCAAAGAAAGUGUGCAAACUGGAGGCAAGAGAAGAGGUGGUGCAGGUGGUCUAAACAAAGUUUGUGGUGUUUCUCCUGAACUUCAGGCAAUUGUCGGUGAGCCAGCACUGCCUAGAACUGAGAUUGUGAGGCAGCUGUGGGCAUACAUAAGGAAAAACAACCUCCAAGACCCUGGUAACAAAAGAAAGAUAAUUUGUGACGAUGCUCUGCGUUUGGUAUUUGAGACAGACUGCACUGACAUGUUCAAGAUGAAUAAGUUGCUAGCUAAACACAUUAUCCCACUUGGACCUACUAAGGAGUCACAAGCUAAACGAAUGAAGGUGGAUGCUGAAUCUAAAGCUGAAAGUGCUGAACUUGCUUCAUCUACUGUGGUAAUAUCUGAAGCACUCGCCAAAUUUUUGGGAACUGACGGAAGGGAGAUGCAGCAAUCUGAAGCCAUAAGACUUGUUUGGGAGUACAUCAAGCUUCAUCAUUUGGAGGAUCCUUUAAAUGCAAUGGUGAUAUUAUGUGAUACAAAGCUUCAAGAGCUACUUGGAUGUGAAAGCAUUUCUGCUGUAGGAAUGCCCGAGAUGUUAGCACGAAAUCAUCUAUUUAAACAGCCUGACACCUGUUAGUGCUGAUCAAUUAUUGCCAUAUAUAAGGGCAUGAUCCGCAUAGAGCCUUAGUCAUCUGCUUCUGCUUGUUGCUAGAUCAUAUAGGAACCUUUUUACUUAUUCCUGUAACUUCUUUCUUUUAUCUCUUUGUUCAUUGACAUAUUUAAAGUGUAUGUUGUCUGACGGUAUUAGGUUCGUUGUUUAGAAUGACAAUAUAUCUUGGGCUAGGCAAGAAGUAUAUUGUAUUUAAGAUAUGCCCCUUUAGGUUGUUCGUGCAUUUUACUUUAUCAGUUCUCAAUGUCUAACCUCAACUGACUGAAGGAAACUGAACUCGAGUUACUGAUACUUUUGUACAUUGAGACACACCAACUACUUUGAAAUGCACCUUCUUGUUUUACCAAAUUUGUGAAAAAUCUCUUGGCUUUACACACAAUACCCGAUUGCAGGCUUGCAGCUAUUCUUAUGUUUCUCCUUAGACAAGUAAACAAGCUCUACUGUUAUAUUAUUACAUCCUCUUUAUCACUAUUUUAAUGAAAUCGUUUUACUUCAC
Molecule: messenger RNA, 1951 nt
Organism: Abrus precatorius (Indian licorice)
Lineage: Eukaryota; Viridiplantae; Streptophyta; Magnoliopsida; Fabales; Fabaceae
Exons: 6
Coding region: 433-1422 (329 amino acids)
Cellular component (GO): nucleus
Source: RefSeq, a predicted model, not a curated record